Messenger RNA from Rhipicephalus microplus (southern cattle tick), 3215 nucleotides. RefSeq lists its product as uncharacterized. The record is from RefSeq and is a predicted model, not a curated record. Lineage: Eukaryota; Metazoa; Arthropoda; Arachnida; Ixodida; Ixodidae.
AAGCAAUGAAACGGAAAGUUCAAACCGUACCACUGUGACCAUACUUUGCAAACGCGGGAAACAGCAUAUAAAUUGACAGCGCGGGGGUAAAUUUCUUUCAACCAGGUGGCUCGCGUAAAUUCAGUAGUACGUAGUGUUUUGUUCAGAGUGGUCAUAACAGAAACAGGAACCAGCGGAUAGACAGAUGAAGAUGAGCGAGGGUGAAAGAGCGAGCGAAAGAGCAGUGGGAUAGACAGGAAAGCCGCUCGCGCUUCUUUUGGCCGAGGCUGGAUAGGCCUAGCAGCAUGAACCAUGGCACGGUGACAACUGACUGGCACGCUGGUUCCCCGAGGCCAUUCUGAAUCACACACGAAACUCGUAUCGGUGUUUCUGUGGCUACGUCGUCUCAUGGCGACAUUACGUCGCCGCCUACUGCGUGAUUGACAUAAAUGCCCAGCUGGGGAUACGUUCAUCGGAAGGUGCUCGGAUCCUGACAUCUAUAGUGUUCAUUGACCUCUUCAGCCGUUUGGUGGUACCAAGGUGUGUACUUACAAACGCCCUAUGUGUGCGAAAGCGGGCGCGAGCAUCCGCUUACGCCGUCGGUCGGCGAUCACGGUAUUUUGGAAGGCCGCACGUCGUCUUCGGCACGACCAAGAUGUAGCCAGUGGAGCAAUGGCGUAGGCCGUGACCUGGCCAACAGGUGGAUCCUAUGCUACUCGAAGGGAGUCCAGCUUUACGUUGGUGCUUCCGCUGAUGAGAUCAUGUUUCGGGUCGUCGAGGGGCAGCAUGGCGUAACGCGCGUCUAUCGGGUUAGCACCAACGAGCUCGUCUGCACCGUUAAGGAGAAAAGUACUACGUCCAAGACCAAUGGUCCACCGCCGUGUCCACCCCGCCUGCGCAGUCCUCGCCGAAGCGCUCCUUGCGCCGUCAACGGCAAGGUGCCCGAGGUGAGCAAGGAGCGGUUCUUGUCCCUUCUCGAAUUGCAGCCGAUCAACGGCGAGUGUGGUCCGCGGCCCGUGGUCGAACGCCUGCCAGCAGAUUGCGACGGCGGCGAGUGGCCAGGUGCCCAGGCGGCCGUCGCCAACUACAGCAAGUACUGCUGCUCGCGAGGGCGUCUACACGCACUGACGCUGCCGUCGCUGCCCCACCCUGUUGUUUACCGUGCGAGACAGCAGCACCGUUACCUGGGUCACCAGUACAGCUUCAACAAGCGUGAUCGCUGGAAGCGCAUGCGUGAACUCCGCACUGGUCUGAGCCGUCGUGCUCUGCGCCAGCUGGACAAAUGCAAAGACCUGCGUGUCAUGGUGCGCCGUUUGACGCCGUCGGAGGUGGCGCUUUGGACGAAAGGCCACAUGCGUUUGGGCAGGACUCCUCUGCGGGAGCUUCCCAGCUUCUCGCGGCCCGUGCGUUGUGUGCUUCCGGACGUGGUGCAGUUGAACGGACUCAAGGUGGCCAAGCGUGUUCGUGGUGUCCGCGAUCGCCGCCCACGGCCCGGCGCGCCUACGCUGUCACAGGCUUCUUCACCGCUAUUAUGAAGGCGGCGCCACUACUUCUUGCUCAUGUUCUCGUGACAGUAUGAUAUUUUGCCAAAGGUUCUGUGCUCUGGCAAAGAGCAGAUAUUCUUCCAUGCAUAUUGUACUUAUAUGCAGCUGUUGAUGUGUCACACGUUUCAUACUUUGUUGUAAAAAAAAUGUUGAUACAGAGUAGCAUGUGCAAAUACUUGCCUUGAAGAAUGAGAGUGCGUGUCGCACAUUAUGUGCACUGUGCCACCUUUAAGUUUUUCUUCUUUUGCUGCGGUGCGCUCGAGUUUUAGUUCUUUUAUUACCUUGUCUCCCUCUGCUGCCUCUAGCAGACCGUACUUGAGAAACCUUUUGUAAUGACAUGGUUAAUGCAUUUAGCCAACUGUCGAGAUUAGAACACUGUGUCUUAGUUGCAAAAUGUCACGUGCAACAUGAAUCGUAAAGCAACUGGCCCUGUCUGUAGAAUUUUAUUGCACACAAAUGGAGCAGGGUUUAACUGCAUACCACUCCUGGCUUUGGCUUGAGGUGCUUAAAUGGAGUGGUAACCGUACCAGACAUAUCUGUCAGCAUUGCAGCCCCUCACGGAACUAUUUUAAUAUAUGUAUGGGGCCCUGAUUAUAAAACCACAUGAGUAUUUACGUGUGCUACAGUUAGCAGUUUUUAAAGAAGUGAGGUCGUGGCUUCGGUUGGGUUGAAGUAACUUAUUGCAUAUGCAGAACACUGUGAAGUUAUGACAGCAUUUCAUGAUAGCAUUCAUUCCUCCAGUGAGCCGCUGAAUUUGUGACCAGGGGCAAUAUGCCCUUCUAGGUUGGUCUAAAAAUAAUUGAAUGAGUGAUGUUCAAAGAAAUGUGGCUUUCUGUUUCUUUUCAACAUAAAAAAAGAAGGUUUGUUAACUGGCACGUUACAUCUUUGUUUACAUCCAUUUAUUUUGAUUCACCAGUUGCAUUGACUGCAGUCGUGUUUGCUUUCAUGCGAAAAAUGUUUGGAACUUGUGAUUGCACUUUCAGUGAGUGAACAGUACAUCGGUACUGCAUAAUAAGCAUACUCUGUUUUAUAGAAAAUGCUGUGGGGUUUUGCUCUGUGCUUUAAAGACGGCAUAGGAGAUCAGUGGGGUUAUUUACUAAGCUGUUUCUUAAGGUAGACAAUCAUUUUAUUUACAUUUUAAAGGACAAAGGAGUCCAUGAAACAAACUAGCCCUUUGCUUGAAAGCCAACCUUUUAACUCAAUUGAUCUGGCUAGCCAUAAUAAAUUAUUUCAUAUUUACUGACCAUUGUAUUGUUAACAUUUUUUGUAGGAGGCAAACUCGGGCCAUGCUUGCACACACUGAACAUAAUGAAUAGAAUUAAUAACACUUGCAAGGUUACAUAUGCUAAGUUCUUCCCUGGACUGUUUCUAUGAGCUGAGGAUGAUUUCAUAUAAGCUGAGCCAGUGUUGGGAAAAGUUCGAAGCUGCUGUCGAAGUACAGUGGCACCCUACUUAAAACAACGCCGAGUGCUUGGCCAAUGUAUGUAUGGUUUACUCGGAAGCCAGUGAACCACUUAAAGAAAUUAAGAAAUAGCUGAUCUCUGUCUGGUUCAUUGCAGUAUGAGCAGUACUGUCGCAUGAGAGUAGUGAUGUUUUAAAGGAGGUUACAAAUGAUGGGCUCUUAUUGCUCAUUACAUCGACGUUGUUUCAAUAGGUAUGAAACAUUGUGGCAAUAAAAAAAAAGUUUUAGGA